CAGCAAGCGGUGGAGGCGCCGGCGGCGACGACGACGCCGUUUGACGCCGCGCGGGCUGCGGCGGAGGCGGCGGUGGCGGCUGCGGAGGCGGCACUCGCGGCGUUUGAGGCGAGCGAGUACGACAACGCCACUCGGGCCGCCGCGAAUGCGGAUGCAUGCGCGCGGAAGGCCGCAGCGGCGGUGUCGGGCGGGCAGGGUGCCUCGCGGAAACCUCGGGCGGAGGAGCAGCAGCAACCAAAGCAAGAAGCCAAGCAGCCCAAGCAGGAGGCCGCGACGGCAGACGACGAGGACGCCGCCGUCGCCGUCGCAACAGCACCAACCGCCGACGGAGAGCAGCUCGAGGGCGAGCAAGACGCCGCCGGACCCUCCUCCUCCGCCCCCGCGGGCCCUAUCGCGGAGGUAUCCUGGAUCCGCGGCGGCGGCGGUCGGGGCCGUCCCGAGGGCGGCAAGUUCGCUUACAUUGACCCGGUGGCCCCCGUGGAGGACGAGGGUGUGCUGGGCAGCCUGUACGAGUACUACGGCAUUGCCCCCGACUUCCCGCUGCGCUCCCAGCUGCUGAUGCGCAGUCUGGAGCAGCAGCCCAAGCGGCUGUACUUUGUGUGCCGCAGCCUGCUGGAGAUGAUGCUGGCGGACAGCAGGGAGGCGGUCAAGGUGGUGGCCACCGGGCUCAAGGUGUUUGAGCGGCAGGUGAUCCGCGACCAGGUGAACGAGUGCCCCUACCGGCUGGCGCAGGAGGGGCUGCCGCUGGUGCUGCCGUACAUCACCCGCCAGCGCAUCGAGGUGCCGCCGGGGGUGCUGCUGCAGCUGCUGCGCGACCGCAACCUCAUACUGCCCGAGGCGGCGGCGACGGAGGGGGACACCACGGCGUCGGGCAACCCCCGCGGCACCAAGCCCACACUCUCCGACCCCGCCGUGCUGGCCGCCCUGGAGCCGCUCAAGCUGGGCUGUGUGGUGUGCGAGCUCUCGGCGGAGGACGCGCGCAGGCUGGGCUUCGCGGCAUCCACUCGGGCAGCGCCGGCGGAGGCCCGGGCACUGGCAGCCGGCGGGGCGCCAGCAGCGGGUGCGGGUGCUGAUGGCGGGGAGGCGGAGGAGGUGACCGGGGGCCUGUCGGCGAACGCCCCGCUGGCGGUGGUGGCGUGGAAGGGCAAGGCGAGCCUGAGCAUCAUGGUUGAGAAGGCGGAGUGCACCCAGAUGAUUGAUAAGCUGGAGGCGGAGCUGAAGAAGGUCUCGCCCUCGGAGGCAUGAGAGCGGCUGGGUGGGGGUGGGGGCUGCUGGGAGGCGUCAAGCUGUGCCUCAAGGAUGUCGGUGCUGUAGAGGAGAUACUUGGAGCAAUACGUGCCUCAGCUUAGGGCCACAACGCAGGAGGGCGCUUGGGGGAUUGCGGUACUUUGAGGUGCUGUGCUUGGUCUAGCGCAUGAUGGGAGCUGUCAACUAACAGUCUGCUUGGUGGCCUUAGGUCCUCUAUGCCGGGUGGGCGGUAGUGGCGGUGUGGAACGGAAAAGCAAUCUGUGCAUAGCCGCCUCAGAAGCAUCGGAAGGGGCGCUGAUCGGCAGCACAGCUUCAAAGUGGCGGAGGAGGUCAUCUUGCACUGACACGCAUGGGGGUGAUGGUUGUGUCCCAGAGGCGAGCGUGUGGAGCUAAGAAGGCUUGCACCCUUGUAAACGUCCAG
Astrephomene gubernaculifera is the source of this 1669-nucleotide messenger RNA. The record is from the annotation of a GenBank genome assembly. NCBI's taxonomy places the organism in Eukaryota, Viridiplantae, Chlorophyta, Chlorophyceae, Chlamydomonadales, Astrephomenaceae.